CGCGGCCGGACGAAUGACGGUUUGGCGGAGAGGGCGGGACUAUCCAGGGUGACACGUCGGACGGCGGCGCCAGCGGCAGCGGCGACUCUUCCAGGAGAAGCGAGAGUGACGUUUCCACGGUGCUGUUCCCGUUCAGCGAGAAGAGGCGAAGGACUGACACCACCACCCUCCACUUCUUCUCCAGGGCCAGCAUGGAACGGCUGGACCAAUAGGCGCUGCUCCUUCAAAGGUUUCCGGAAUUGGGCCGGGCCCACCUCCUCCGUUACUUAGCUGCAGCCGCCCCUCCCUCUGUUCAGGACCCCCACGCCGCUAGCGGGAUCCCUCCCCGUCUCGUGGGAAUGGUCCUUUGCUGCCCUGAUCCCCAAGAGUGCUGUGCGGGUUAAAGAGGGCCCUUGGGAUCUUCCUGGGCAGGGACCCUGGUUCUCCAGCCCGGAAUCCCCACACCUACAAAGUGCGCUUCUUCGGUGCUUGUUGCCCUCCCCCUUUUGUCCCUUUAACUUGAUCCCCCUCCGGGUUUUGUCCGGGUCUUGGGGCCCCUCAGCCGGUGCCAUGCGCUUCUCUUCGCUUCUGUCGCUCCUGCGUCCUGUGGGGCCCGUGGUGGUCGGGGUGUCUCUAGGUUUCACGCUUAGCCUGCUCAGUGUAACCUGGGUGGAGGAGCCGUGUGGGCCCGGCCAUGGCAGCUUCCGUGAAGGGGGCCUGGAGCAUCAUCAGCAUCAAGGAGGGCAGGGCAACGCUGCCCGCAAACCGAAUUCAGUCUCUGGGGGUCUAGGCACAGAGCCCGAGCAGAGCUGGGAGCCCCGCGUCCUGCCCUACAAGCCUCUGAACCCAGGGAAGGUGACCAAAAAGACCAUCAGGACCCGAUAUAUCAGCACAGAGCUGGGUAUGCGGCAGCGUCUCUUUGUGGGUGUGCUGACCUCAAAGAACACAUUGAACUCGCUGGCAGUGGCAGUGAAUCGAACACUAGGCCACCGGCUGGAGCGCCUGAUCUACUUCACGGGCACCCGGGGGCGCAAGGUGCCCCAUGGCAUGACGGUGGUGACGCAUGGAGAUGAGAGGCCCAUAUGGAACAUGUACCAGACUGUCAAAUACAUGAUAGACCAUUACCUGUCGGACUUUGAUUGGGUGUUCCUGGUGCAGGAUGAUACUUACGUUGAAGCCCAUCGGGUGAACCACCUGGCCUCUCACCUCAGCAUCGACACUCUGCUCUACAUGGGCCGACCAGAGGAGUUCAUUGGUGGGGACACUCAGGGGCACUACUGCUACGGUGGCUUCGGUUACCUGCUUUCCCGAGCUUUGCUCCUGCGUUUGCAGCCUCACUUGGAAAGUUGCCGGAACGAUAUCUUGAGUGCACGCCCCGAUGAAUGGCUGGGCCGCUGUAUCAUUGACUACACAGGAGUGGACUGCGUGGCAGAGCAGGAGGGCUUACGCUACCAUUACUUUGAGCUUGGGAAGAACACAGACCCUGAGAAGGAGAGCGAUCCGCAAUUCAAUGCUGCAUUCACUGUUCACCCAGUGCUGGACCCUCUUCAGAUGUAUCGGCUGCACAGACACUUUGCUCGUGUAGAGCUGGAGCGCACUUAUCAAGAGAUCCAGCAACUACAGCUGGAGAUCCAGAAUACCAGCAGCCUUUCUGCAGAUGGGGAGCUGAGUAGCUCAUGGCCUAUAGGCAUUCCUCCACCUUUCCAGCCAAAGACCCGGUUUGAGGUGCUUCACUGGGAUUAUUUCACUGAAGAGGCGGCUUUUUCCUGCGUGGAUGGGGCCCCCAAGUGUGAGCUCCAGGGGGCAGAUGCAGCUGAUGUAGCUGACGUGGUUGCUGCAGCAGUGGAAGAGCUGAACCGCCGAUACCAGCCAGUGCUACAUGUGCGCAAGCAGCAGCUAUUGAAUGGCUAUCGUCGUUUUGAUCCUACCCGGGGCAUGGAGUACACCUUGGAUCUGCAGUUGGAGGUGGUGACCCAGAAGGGGCAUAGCCGUUCUUUGGUCAAACGCGUGCAUCUCUUGCGCCCUCUCAGUGAGGUAGAGAUUAUCCCUAUGCCCUAUGUAACAGAAGCCAGCCGUGUCAAUGUCAUCUUGCCCCUGACGGCCUCAGAGAAAGACUACGCUGCUCAUUUCCUUGAUGUCUACGCUGCAGCAGCCUUUGAGAAUGCCGAGAAUGCUGUGUUGACCUUCCUCUUCAUCUAUGAUCCUUUUGAAGCCCAGAAGGUGGCUCAGAAUGAUGUUUUUGGGGCCGUGAAAGCACACAUCACAGAAUAUGAGCGGCGCCACCCUCAGGUGAAGAUUCCUUGGAUUAGCGUAAAGACGGAUGUGCCCUCCCAGAUUAAAGUGAUGGACAUCAUCUCCAAGAAGCAUCCUGUAGAUACGCUCUUCUUUGUGGCCGGAGUGAGCACUGAAGUCACCACUGAGUUCCUCAACCGGUGCCGCAUGAACACUAUCAACAGCUGGCAGGUCUUCUUCCCCAUCCAUUUUCAGGGCUACAACCCCACAAUUGCUUUCCACAACCAGCCUCCCCCACUUUCUGGCUUAGACCUAGUGCGUGAUGCUGGCCAUUUUGAUCGCGAGGUUUUCAGUGAAGCUUGCUUUUACAAUGCUGACUAUAUGGCGGCACGCACCCGGAUGACAGUCGAUGCCCAGGACAAUGAGGAUCUCCUGGAGACCAUGGACAUCUAUGACCUUUUUGUCAAAUAUUCCAAUCUGCAUGUCUUCCGUGCAGUCGAGCCUGCCCUUCUGCAGCCCUUCAGGCCCCAGAUCUGCAAUCCCCGGCUGAGCGAGGAACAGUAUCACCGUUGUGUGCAGAGCAGCUUGGAGGGCCUGGGCUCCCGGUCCCAACUGGCCAUGGUGCUCUUCGAGCAGGAGCAGGGCAACAGUACCUGAGGCCAAGCUCUCCCCUGCCUCUCUCAGCCCAUCCGCUUCCCUACCAUCACUUCCUGAAAUGGCAGAGGAGAGCUAAAUAUGACUGCUUAAGCUCUGAACCUCGGGGGUCCCGGCUGGCUUUACAGAUGGUGGAAGAAAAUGGAAAUGGGCGAUGUCUGGUCCCACCCCAGGGCUGUCUUGCUCUGUUUGGUGAGGAGAAGUUCAAUCUCUCUCCCAGGCAUGAGGGCCAGCAGGCAGGAUGGCUCAGGGCCCCAGUUCCUGCCUGGUGGCUGCCAAGACAGCUAGAAGGGUUUUCAGAAACAUCAGCAAAAAUGGGGAUGUGUUGAUGUGGAGGAGGCUGGGUGUCUGGUUUGUGGGACUACUGGGGGAUGGAGUGCUAGCCGGCCCCCUCAGGAUUUCUCAGUUUGGGGAGCAACUAAAUCAAUCUCCUGGACUUUGGUUUGCAGCUCCUCAUUAAGUGGGUGAGAGGGCUGAGGGAUUCCUGUUGUAUUUUAUUUGUCCUGUCACACUCUUCAUGGAAACCAUGACUCGGGCUGCUUUAGCCGCUGCUUAGGAUCAAAGGGGAAAGGGAACGAUCGCAGCUCUUGCAAGGAGAGCUCAACUGCCCCUUAGGUCAGGCUGGCUCUGGCUCUGAGGGGUCAAACCCCAUUUCUGCCCUGGCCUGCUGCCAUUUUGUUGUCUGCUGUUGUCUGCAGUUUUGUGUAGUUGCUAUCUUGCAGCCUGAUGCCCUUGCCCAGAACUCAGAAGGGCAUGUGUGGGCCAGCCUGGCAUUGGAUCAGGGAGCUGGCAAGCCCAGAAUAGAGGGAAGAGAUGGAGCUUGGCUCUCCAGUGGGAUUAUAUUUAACGUGGAUUCAGUGAUUAAAAAAAAAAAACCUUACAUUUUAAUAAACUGGAGUGAAAAGCAAGGUGUGUGUUGAUAAUUUUUCUGUUAUGGCUGUGUAUAUGGCAGAGAGAUAUUGGGGAGCAGAUGGGGACUAUUUCUACAAUGGAACUUCUGAGAAAUCAGUGUGCGCUCCCUAAAACUAGAAAAGAGCAGCUGGAUCUUUUAAAUGAAAGAGCCCAAAAAGAACAGCUGUGAAAUUAGCAUCUUAGGUUUUACUAUAUGUCUAAAAGUAUGGAAGAACAGAGAAAGCUAACUGCUGCCUAUAAAUUGCAGCCACCCUUUGGCUAUGCAGCUCCAAUUUUAUAGAAUAUUCUCCAUGCCUAUGAUUUCCUGUUGGAGAAUAGUUAUCGAUAGAGUAGUCAAUGAGAAAACUAAAAAUGGAAUUGGAAGCUCAGUUGUAAUGGGGCGGUGAGUCCACAAAAAAGCCUGUGGAUGGAAAGAAAGGUCAUAGCAGGAAUAUGAAGGGCUGGGUGGAAGAUAGAUGAAAACACUGGAGCUGAAGGAAGAAUACUCAAAGAGGAAAGUAGGGGAUUUCCAGGCCCCACCUUCCGACAUGCUGCAGUGAAGAACACCCAGGAAUCUCAGGAGGCAUUCAAAACAUCACUGUGUUACCCAACAGGAAAAUGUUAUGUCAGUUUAGAACGGGUAGGCAGCCCAAAACACUCAAAGAGCCACUUGGACCAUGACGAAUGAGACUUCAUCGAAAUGUCGCCAAGACACUUCCAAUUUGACGCGGGAGAAAACCCG
Crotalus tigris (Tiger rattlesnake) is the source of this 4498-nucleotide messenger RNA. RefSeq names its product chondroitin polymerizing factor (gene CHPF). Bases 550 to 2868 code for a protein of 772 amino acids. Gene Ontology annotation, molecular function: glucuronosyl-N-acetylgalactosaminyl-proteoglycan 4-beta-N-acetylgalactosaminyltransferase activity. The record is from RefSeq and is a predicted model, not a curated record. The transcript has 4 exons. Gene Ontology annotation, cellular component: Golgi cisterna membrane. NCBI's taxonomy places the organism in Eukaryota, Metazoa, Chordata, Lepidosauria, Squamata, Viperidae.